UCCCGGUUUGCUUCCCGGCGCCCGUACCUUCGCUUGUGGAUCGCGAACCACGUUACGAGCUACCGGGACGCCAUAGACUAGACGGGCUUCCGGGACUCGUCCAGAGGCGGCGACUCUUUGCAGACGUCCCCGGGCACGAGAGACUGCUGUUUGUCCUGUCUAAAAUGGGUGUGAAGAAGAAAAGAGAAAUGCAGGUUGCUGCAUUAACUGUCUGUCAUCAGGACCUGGAAAUUUUGAGAUCUUUUGCUGAUGCGGAAGGGAAAAAUCUAGCCUCUUUGUUGCUACAUUGUGUACAGCUCACGGAUGGAGUGUCCCAAAUCCAUUCUGUUAAACAGAUUGUGCCUUUUCUGGAGAAAGUAGAUAAAAAUGGUGUGUGUGAUCCUGCUAUUCAAAGUUGUUUGGAUAUUUUAGCAGGCAUUUAUUUUUCCUUGACUCUGAAGAAUCCCUUGAAGAAAGUUUUAAUAAGCUCACUGAAUGGCCUACCUAAAUUUUUUCUGACUGAGGCUAUACACAGUUUUACUUCUCACCUGCAAGAAGAAUUAAAUACUGCUGACUUAUAUUCUUAUAGAAAAGUAAUAGACAAUAUAUCUUCCUGCAUGGAGAACUUUAACUUGGGUAGAGCAAGUGUUGUCAAUCUACUUGAAAAUGUGCUUCAUUUUCUGCACAAGAGUUUAAUUGAAAUCCUGGAAGAAAACAGAAAAUUUGCUGGAAAUCAUAUUGUUCAAACACAGUUAAUGAAUGACUUGUUGGUGGGUAUUAGAGUUUCAAUGACAUUAGUACAGAAAGUACAAGGUCUCCAGAGUGAUCUUGGGAAUGAUUCUGGCUCUCCCAUCUGGCAAACUAUGUGUGGCUUGCUGAGCGUUUUCACCAAGUUUUUAAAUGAUGACAACCUACUGCAGACUAUUCAGAGCACAUCAGGAUUAGCUGUCAUUCUUUUCCUGAAGACCAUGCUCCAUCCGUCUGAAAAGCUUCCUGAGUUGAUCAGCAGUCUGCUUCUGCAAUCAGUUGACUGCACCAGCAUCCCUGAGUGGUUCAUGAGCAGCUGCAGGAGCCUUUGUUGUGCUGACAUGCCGGCGUCUACUCUCUUAUUCCUGUGUCAGGGAACACUUGCUAUGUUGGACUGGCAGGAUGGAAGCAUGGGCCCAAGUGGGGAGGCUUUGCUCUUGGAUACUGUGUGUGUUUUGUUUACCUUGAGUUCACAGAUUAAGGAGUCAACACUAGAAAUGUUCCUGUCUAGAAUCUUGGCAUCUUGGACCAAUUCAGCCAUACAUAUCCUUGGAUCAAGUUCCCCAAGCCUAAAAGACUCUCUGAAUGGGGGUUCCAGCAUAGCUAGGAGACUUUUGGAAUACGUCUAUACACACUGGGAACAUCCAUUGGAUGCUCUGAGACACCAAACCAAAGUCAUAUUCAGAAAUCUUCUGCAAAUGCACCGGCUCACUACAGAAGGGGCAGAUUUAGUGACUGACUCUUUCUUCCUGGAAUUGACUAAGAGUCUUCUCCAGUUGGAAUGGCAUAUUAAAGGGAAGUACGCAUGUCUUGGCUGUUUGGUUGAGAGUAUUGGAAUUGAGCAUAUUUUGUUAAUAGAUAAAACAAUUCCAUCUCAGAUCUUAGAGGUGAUGGGAGACCAAUCAUUGGUACCUUAUGCAAGUGACCUUUUGGAAACCAUGUUUAAGAAUCAUAAGAGCCAUUUGAAGUCCCAGACUGCCAAUACUUGGAUGGAUGAAUGGCAUGAGACUUGGGUUUCUCCUCUCCUUUCUAUACUGUGUGGAGGAAACUUGGAUCAGAAGUCUUAUGUGAUCGAUUAUUACUUGCCAAGGUUACUGAAUUACAGCCCUGAAAGCCUGCAGUACAUGGUGAAGAUUCUUCAGGCAUCUAUUGACACUGAAGCUGGGGCUUGUAAUCGCAGAGGGGCUCUGGGAGCUUUGAUGGCGUGUCUACGGACAGCUAGAGCUCAUGGACAUCUUCAGUCUGCAACUCAUGCCUGGGAGAGCCUUGUGUGUGGGGCAAGGAUAAAGCAAGGCUUAAUUCACCAACACUGCCAAGUGCGGAUAGAUACACUAGGUUUGCUUUGUGAAAGUAACCGGAGCACAGAAGUGGUCUCUCCAGAAGAAAUGCAGUGGGUUCAGUUCUUUAUCACGUAUAAUCUCAACAGCCAGUCUCCAGGGGUGCGGCAGCAGAUUUGCUCGCUCCUUAAAAAGUUGUUUUGCAGGAUACAAGAAAGUUCUCAAGUACUUUAUAAGUUGGAGCAAAGAAAAUCCACACUUGACUCAGAGAACCGGUCCAGCAGAGAGCAGCCUCCUGUCUCUUUGCAGCAGUAUAAGAAUUUCAUGUCAUCUGUUUGCGACAUUCUUUUUGAAGCAUUGUUUCCUGGAUCUUCCUACUCAACAAGGUUUUCAGCUUUAAGCAUAUUGGGAUCAGUAGCAGAAGUGUUUCCUGUCUCAGAAGGUACCGUCCAAACAGUGUAUCAGCUGAGUCAUGACAUUGAUGCUGGCCGUUUCCAAAUACUGAUAGAAUGUUUUACUAGUACUUUUGAAGAAGUGAAAACCUUAGCAUUUGACCUUCUGAUGAAGCUGCCAUCAGUAACAGCUGGACAGUUCCAGGAUCCUGAGAAACUGCAAGACCUGUUCCAGGCAGCGUUGGAGCUCAGCACCAGCACGAAGCCGUACGACUGUGUGACUGCCUCCUACCUGCUGAACUUGCUGAUAUGGCAAGAUGCCCUGCCAGCCUCCCUUUCUGCCUCCUCAGCAUGGUCGCUCACAUGUGGGGCUGGAGAGAAGGCUGCUGUGCUGGAAAGGAACACAUUAGUGGUUAUUAAAUGCUUGAUGGAAAAUCUUGAGGAUGAGAUAUCUCAGGCUGAGGUCUCCCUGCUUCAGGCUGCAUCCUCAUUUCCAAUGUAUGGAAGAGUCCACUGUAUAACAAGAGCUUUUCAGAAGUUGCCUCUACAUGACCUGCAGUUGGUGAGUGAGUGGAGGCUCAUGGUGGAGAGGCUUUUGCUGCUGUCCUACAGGCUUUCUGCUGUGGUGUCUCCUGUCAUCCAGAGCUCCUCCCCGGAAGGCCUCAUCCCUAUGGACACUGACUCAGAGUCAGCAAGCCGCUUGCAAGUCAUUCUCAAUGAAAUUCAGCCUCGGGAUACUAAUGCUUACUUCAACCAAGCCAAAAUACUGAAAGAACAUGAUAGCUUUGAUUUGGAGGACUUGAGUACCAGUGUCUCAAAUAUUGAUAGCUUUGCAGAAAUCAAAGGUAGAGAAGGAAGAACAUGUGACGUCACUGCUCAGAUGGUCCUGGUGUGCUGCUGGAGGAGUAUGAAGGAAGUCGCUUUACUUCUCGGCACCCUCUGCCAGCUUCUCCCCAUGCGACCUGUCUCAGAAUCUUCUAGUGGGUUAUUAACAGUGCAGCAGGUAAAAGAAAUAGGAGAUUACUUUAAACAACACCUUUUACAAUCAAGACACAGAGGAGCAUUUGAACUGGCUUAUACUGGUUUUGUGAAACUCACUGAAAUAUUAAACAGGUGUUCUGAUGUGAGUCUGCAAAAGCUGCCGGAGCAGUGGCUGUGGAGUGUUUUGGAGGAAAUUAAAAGCAGUGAUCCCUCUUCCAAACUUUGUGCCACAAGGCGCAGUGCUGGGAUCCCUUUCUACAUACAGGCAUUGUUGGCUUCUGAACCAAAAAAAGGAAAAAUGGAUUUGUUGAAAAUAACAAUGAAAGAACUGAUCUCUUUGGCUUUAUCUGUAGAUGCCUCAAAGGGCAUAGUCCCCCAGGUUCAUGCUUUAAAUAUCCUCAGAGCCCUGUUCAGAGAUACACGUCUGGGAGAAAACAUUAUUCCUUAUGUUGCUGAUGGAGCUAAAGCUGCAAUUCUGGGAUUCACAUCACCUGUCUGGGCAGUGAGAAAUUCAUCCACACUUCUCUUUAGUUCCUUGAUCACAAGAAUUUUUGGAGUUAAAAGGGGAAAGGAUGAACUUUCCAAAACAAACAGGGAUCAGAAGUAUUCCAUGCCAGAGCCAGAGCUAAAGCUCAGUCGGUAUGGGCCUGAGCAGCGUGCACAGCAGCCCUGUCCAGUCUCCUACCACACUGUGAAGUCCCACACUUGCAAGUUAGAGGCAGCAAGAAUGACAGGAAGAGAGUUUUUCUCUCGUUUUCCAGAACUGUAUCCAUUUCUCCUCACGCAGUUGGAAACUGUAGCCAAUACAGUGGACAGUGAGACGGGAGAGCCUGAUCGCCAUCCCAGUAUGUUCCUCUUACUCUUGGUGCUGGAGAGACUCUACCCAUCUCCGAUGGAUGGCACGUCGUCUUCACUCAGCUUGGCACCUUUUGUUCCUUUCAUCAUCAGGUGUGGUUGCUCGCCUAUCUACCACUCCCGUGAAAUGGCAGCUCGUGCAUUGGUCCCCUUCAUUACAAUAGAUCAAAUACCAAGCACCGUCCAUGCUCUGCUAGACUCACUUCCCAACAGCACUGACCAGUGUUUCCGACAAAACCAUAUCCAUGGGACACUUCUGCAGGUUUUUCAUUUGUUACAAGCCUACGUUACAGACUCCAGACACAGAACAAAUGCAGAUUUUCAGCAGGAACUAAGUGACGUCAUUGUUUGUACCAAAGCCAAACUCUGGCUAGCCACAAGGCAGAAUCCAUGCUUGGUGACCAGAGCUGUGUACAUUGAUGUUCUCUUCCUGCUGACUAGCUGCCUGGACAGACCUGCAGAAGGCCAGCAGCCAGCUUUGGAGAAUCUUGGCCUCUGGGAAGAUGUGAGAAGAAUUGUCUUGGGAUCAGAGCUGGUUACAGGGUUCCCCUGGACCUUCAAGGUGCCAGGCCUGCCGCAGUACCUGCAGAGCCUUACCAAACUCUCCAUCCCUGAAGUGUGGGCAUCGCUGGCUGAGGCUGAAGGACAGGCGGUUCCUGUUCCUCUCUCUUUCCCUCGGCUACUGGAGUCUUCCUUUCCUGAAGUGCGCUUGUUAACCCUGGAAACCCUGCUGGAAAAGGCAGCGUCCUCUGAACUGGAAGAAAAGGGACCACAUCCCUUGCUGUGUAAUAUGGGGGAAGAGUUCCUGCUGUUGGCGAUGAAGGAAAACCACCCAGGAUGUUUCUGCCGGGUCCUGAAGAUCCUCUAUCAUAUGAACCCCAGUAAAUGGCUUCCCCAGACAGAAUGUUGUGUUCACCUUUCCACAAAGGAGUUCCUGAUCUGGACUAUGGAUAUUGCUUCCAAUGACAGAUCUGAAAUCCAGAGUGUUGCUCUGAAGCUUGCCUCCAAAGUCAUUGCCUACCACGUACAGACAUGUGAGGAGAACAAGGAUUCCCUAGCCUCUGAGCUGAGGCAGUGGGUCCAGCUGGUUGUCCGCUCCUGUGGAGACCAUCUUCCUACUACAUCUAGACUGGCGGCUGCUGCUGCCCUCACAAGCACCGCACCCCUGUUCCUCACCAGUCCCCAGCCCAUUCUUGAAUUACAGGACACACUUUCACUCUGGAGGUGUGUCCUUACCCUUCUACAGAGUGAGGAACAAACUGUCAGAGAGGCAGCCACAGAAAUCGUGACAACAGCCAUGUCACAAGGAAACACUUGCCAGUCAACAGAAUUUGCCUUCUGCCAAGUGAAUGCCUCCAUUGCUCUGGCCUUGGCCUUAGCUGUUCUGUGUGACUUGCUCCGGCAGUGGGACCAGCUGGUACCAGGACUGCCCAUUCUGCUGGGAUGGCUGCUAGGAGAGGAUGAUGACCCACAGGACCUUGUACAGAGCCCACAUCAGGGAGAAGAUGACUACAUAUUCGAAAAAUCGGAAGUCAACUUUUGGGCCGAGACUCUGACCUUCGUGAAAUACCUAUGUAGGCAACUCUUCCAUCUCCUUCGUCAGUCUGGCUGGCCGUCCCCUCACUCCCAGAAGCUUUGUCACCUGCAAAUGAUAGCAUCAGAGCAGCGUCACCUUGUCUCUCAGCUCUUCAGAGAACUUCCACUCUCGGCUGAAUUUUUGAAGACAGUGGAGUACACGAGGCUGCGCAUUCAGGAGGAAAGGACUUGGGCUGUCCUGAGGCUGCUGGCCUUCCUGGAAGGAAAGGAAGUUCUCAGAGCCGAAGACUGUCCUAGGGAACGGAGACAGUUAAUGGCCCCAAGAACAGAAGCAGCAUGCUGAGAGAUGGCUGGCUGGGGCCAGGGAGCCGACUCUCUCCCCAGCUCUGCUCUACAAGAAACAUGUUGGACAGAAAUUGAAACUCUUUCCUUUUGUGCCUCCCCCACUUCUGGGAGCCUAAGCUCCUUCCUCCAGAGUGCUUUGUCUUUACACUCAUUCAAGGCAGCCGUUUAUCGUUUAUCGCAGCUCUCCCCUAGGAAGUGAGGCUACUAUGUUGAGUAUUUACUCUGUUCCCAGGUGCAGGCCACCUGCAGGCCUGAAUUAGCCUUUUCUAUCAUGAAGAACUGCCAGUCCAGCCAGAGUAUAUUUUCCAUACACUGACUAUGAGUUUUAGCACACACAAGUUCCCCCACCCCACGUACAGACACACACACACACACACACACACACACACACACACACACACACACACACACUGCUCUUUUGUCUGUUUUGGUUUGGGCUCUGUAUAGGAGCUGGAAUGCUUACCAAACAGCCUAUUUGGCCAUAUUUCUAAACUUUCUUCCAUUUUAGCAAAGGAAAAAUAUGUCCCAAGUGUUGGGUUCUGGGAGAACUAAGAAUCCACCCCAGGCAAAUACUUGCGUUUUAUUAUCUACAGGUACAAGUUCCUCCUGUCUUUUCCAGAAAUGUCUGUGAGUGCUAGGAAAUCUGGUUGUUGCCAUCAGCUAUUUGAAGGAGUUUGGGUGAAAGAGAAGCCUGAACAAUGGCUUGAUUAGUCUGACGCCUACACUGCUUACUGUGCUGUGAUUGGUGGACGCAAUGAAACGACUCUUAUUUCAGAUGUUAAUAAACACAUUUAAUCCACUUCAGCGAUUCCAUCUAGAAACCAUAAGGGUUUUUCCUCAGUUCCAAGCCCAGCCAACAGGCUUCCCCAGAUACCCAGCAGGUGGCGCCCUUGCACACAUUAUGCUGCUUGUCUAGUUCUUUAGUUUACUAUCUUAAAACUUAUUUUAAACUAUUAUCAGCACUGUGCAUGAUGGUCGGGCACCCAUGCCACAGCAUGCAUGUCUGUGGAAGUUAGAAGACAGUCAGUUCUCUCCUUCCACCUUUACAUGGGUUCCAGAAAUCCAACUCAGGUUCAGGCUUGCAUAGCAAGAGCCUUUAUCCACUGAGCCAUAGCAUUGCCGACCUGGCUUACCACUGGUAAUGCAUACUUUCACCACAGACAGGUCCCAUCAAACUGGAUGUGCUGUAGCCUGAUGCACAUUCCUAGCUACCUACAAGACCAUGCCAGCAAUGGUUAGAAACUUGUAGGGACUGUAAAUAUGUUCCCAGAUGAUUGGUCACUUAGGUUUAUGGGGAAAGACUAGAGAGGCAUUUACUUUCCUUCUGCAGAAAAGCUGCGAUUUCAAAUGGAAUUGGUCCUUGAGACUAAUACCGUCCAGUACCACUUAAAAAAAAAAAAAAGUAAAGAACUUGUCUUUAGGAAGAGGAAAGACAGGGCAGUGUCUCUAGCAUCUCUGAGGAGGACCAGAAACCCCCUAGGUGGUUUUGCAAACAUUCGGCACCAGGUAUGGUUUGUAUGAUCCUGUAGUAAUUACCUAGUUAGGCACCAGUCUAGCCCACCCUUGAAAAAUUAAACACCUAAUGUUUUCUAGUUUGUUUUUGGUUUUGCUUUUCAGAGCCGGGGGGUAGCUAUUUACCCCAAGCUGGCCUCACACUUGUGUUAACCCUCCUGCCUCUGCCUCCCUAGUGCCAAGAUUAUAGGCACACACUACCACGCCCAGCUUUACCCUACUUUUUUACUCUAAGAUCUACUUGGUGAGAGGGGCUGGUGGUUUGUGUCAUGGGAAUGAUAACUGUGGGAGAUUAAUUCUGAUCAGGGCCCAACGAAGGCCAGCUCAUGGGCGAAAGCAACCGUCCCUCUCCCCACCCAUCUGGAAUGAAAUAAAAGCAGUUACAUAACAAUAAAUCUAUCUCACACUAGCAGGCACGCUGCACCAAAGCAUGCACCAGAACAUGGCUACCUUAUCUCCAAGUGCAUCCUACCAAGUCUACCCAGUGGGUGUUCUCGCCACUGCUGGCUGGGAAUUGCCCCAGAUUUGGAUCUUGACUGGCUAGGACCAGCCUGGGGGGGGGGGGGGGGAGAGACAGGAGGAAUAGAUGCUUCUGCGGGUUUGUAUCUGAAACCCUUCUAGCUGCAGCUAGGGGUAUGGUUGCUCCACACUUUCCUGAGAGGAACCUGGAAAACCUUAGUCACAGAGUUUCUGUUUGGGGCCAUUUAGGCCACAGGUACCCAGAACUGUCUAGGGGACCAAGCAACACGGAUGGGAACAGUGAAGCAGCCAUCUUUCUUGAAGUCACUACUUGCUUUUGACUCCAAGCUCUAGGGUCCUAAGAUUUGGGUGACCCUCAGUCCCUCUGCUCGGGCCACAGUCAAAAGCCAGUUUGCUUGACUGUGUAAGAUGGUGUGGGCUUUAUCUACCUUUUGGACACCUUGGGUAUUUUGUGCCUGGACAGAAGUGACAGAGGGAUGAGUAAAGGAUGAAUUUUAUAUUCGUGUUAAAAGUAAGAAAACUCAAGUACCAAACAGACCGUGUGAUCUGCCCAGACCACGUGACUUACGGAGUCUGAACCUCAGCUCCGAUCCAUUUUUUUUUUUUUUUGGUUUGUCCUUUAUUGAGGUAUGGUCUCCCACUGAGCUGUGGUAGGCUGGCCUAAAAUGCAACUCAGCCUCCCAGGUGCUAGGCUUAUAGGAGCUAUACCCACUCAGCACUAAUUUUUUACCCUGAAGCCCUCCAGCUUUGCCCUGGGCUGUAACUACAGGGGCAGCAGGCGCCUCUGUGGUCAGCAAAUGCACGCUGAACUCGGGAGCCUGUUGAGUGACAGGUCCUACCUCCUUCCCUUCCAGGUUAACUGAUACAGCCCAGGUGCAUACUGGACAGAGUGCAAGCAGACAGGAAGAGCAACGUGGGAAGGGUGUAGAUCAAUCGUCCUUCCCUGGCAGCUGCUGGGCCUUCCACCCAGGGCAGCCUGAGCUGCCAGCUGGGUGAAAUCACGGGCCCAGCUCCAGCUAUUGGCAGCCAGUAUGGAGUCAGUGUAGAGAAAAAAGACCUGAUUCCAAAUCGGUCGGCUGAGAAAAGCUGUGGAUGGCUUUAGCCUCACUGGGCGCUAGGUGGGGGUGUCUGCCCCCUCUCAGAAAGAGCCGGGCGACUUUUGGGAAAGCUCAUUUUUUCUAUUGAAAGCUAAUGGGGGUUACACCAAAAACAACAGACUAGGACCCUCCUUCGCCCCCCCCCGCCCGCGCGCGAACACACACACACACACACACACACACACACACAAACCCGAGUGGCGGUUCAGCAACCACCGUCUCCUGCAGUCAGCACAGAGCUUAGAUUCGAUGCGGUGCCUCCCAUAGGCCAAGAGAGAAGGUUGCAGGACUCGACAGGCUAAGGCUGUGCAGGGCGGGAAGCCUUAGCCAGCAGCUGCACCCCCACCCGAGAGGACUGGGGAGGCCAGGCCAACCGGCAGACAAAGGUGAAUGAAGGAAGUGACUUCCUCCACGUCCAUACUGCUUCCCCGACUUCCCUCUAGUUCCCCGAGCAGGCUCUCCCGCCCCGGACACACCGCGCCACUCCGCGCCUUUGGCCCAGGCUCAAGGUCUUGUGAUGUGAUUAGCAAAGCCAGCGCCUCGUCCAGAGACACUCAGCCCUGCCCGCAGGCCCCAGCGCUCAAGUCCUGUUUACUAAGCCUGGGCGGGGAGAGGGGCGGAGAAAUGGGCCAGUGCUUCACCAGGCUGGCCGCUCCCGCCCCCAUCCCUACUGUGUCUCCACGUGCUGCUGGGUUCGAGCUGCCACCUACGGGACAGGCCGCGAGUCCGUGUCGUCCUCCCCUCCCACCCCCCAGUCCCAAGCACCCUUUGCCAAUCAGUCUGGCAACACGCAUCAUUGCAAUACUGUCAUAUUUUGCAAUUCCCGCGCGCGUGCAAAACCAAGGGUGGAAAAGAAAAAGCUGUCCCAGUCGGCCUAGCAGGAUCUGGCGGGAAAAGGUACAUACAGGGUAGGACCGGUAGUCACAGAUAGAACGUGAACGCGCUUUUCAACAUUAUAGACCCAGAGGCGAAGGCGAGCGGGAUCUUCCCGCCACCGCCACCCCAGCAGCACCCAAAGGGGCCGCGUUCCCAACACCGCCCGGACGCCCGGGCUGCCAGCUCCGCCCCCUGCCCCCCCGGGGGGGAAAAAUUGGCGGCGACCAAUGAGAGGCCGAGAAGGCGCCUGACGCCCGCAAGCCGGCGGGCGGCGUUGCCUGGAGACCCCGGCGGGUCAGCGUUCAGUCCCCUCCCCCGGUGCGCUUUGCCCCGCCGCCGCGCGGCUCCCGGGCUCUAUAUAGGGCGCGCGCUCGCAGCUCUCGGAGUUCCACCAGUCUGCGAGCUGCCGUCGGCUCGCGCGGGGGGCGGGCCGGGGCGCCGAGCUGCGCUCUCGCUUCUCCUCUGCCCCCCCACUCCGCUCCGCGGCCUCCUCCCUCCUCGUCCUCCUCUACGACCCCGCAAGCAAACUUUCCGUCUCUCCCCGCCUCUCUCCUGCCCGUUAUUCGUCUCGGUUCGAGCCGGGCCGCGCCGCACCGAGGGCUCCUCCCAUCCCUUCCCGCUUGCAGUUCCGACCAUUACA
Molecule: messenger RNA, 10717 nt
Organism: Myodes glareolus (Bank vole)
Lineage: Eukaryota; Metazoa; Chordata; Mammalia; Rodentia; Cricetidae
Source: RefSeq, a predicted model, not a curated record